Rhinolophus ferrumequinum (greater horseshoe bat) is the source of this 2137-nucleotide messenger RNA. RefSeq names its product solute carrier family 37 member 1 (gene SLC37A1). NCBI's taxonomy places the organism in Eukaryota, Metazoa, Chordata, Mammalia, Chiroptera, Rhinolophidae. Gene Ontology annotation, cellular component: endoplasmic reticulum membrane. The coding region runs from base 447 to 2045 and encodes 532 amino acids. Gene Ontology annotation, molecular function: glucose 6-phosphate:phosphate antiporter activity. The transcript is spliced from 20 exons. Gene Ontology annotation, biological process: phosphate ion transmembrane transport; glucose-6-phosphate transport. The record is from RefSeq and is a predicted model, not a curated record.
ACCCGGGCCUUCGGGUUGUUUGUCUGUUGAGCAGCUGGUUCCGGAGCCGUUGAGCCUCCCAGCUAGCGCGGGCCAUGCCCGUGACCUGACGUAUUUGUAGGGCUUAAAGCCCAGGAAAGUCCACCAGUCGCCGCCACCACCUUUGGGCUCAUUUUACUUCUAGCUGCCAUCAUCCUGCCCUCCCAGCUUCUUGCUGCUUAUGCUGGUGACCGCGGUGAACCAUCAGGAUUUGCAUUUGAACGGAGCGCACUGGAGAGCCCCUUACCCCACCCCCAGAGAGCUGAGCCUCUGCCGGAAGGAAGAGAGGACUCCCGCUAGACCUAAGAGGACGUCUCGCUUUCCAGGCCGUGUGAGUUCAGGGGCAACAGAGGACCACUUGGAACCAGAUUGAACAGCCUCUUUAUGAAGCACGGAUUCCGUGACUGGAGCCCACGGUCUGUGUGUAAAUGGCUCCACUCCCCACCGGCAUCCGCUUCCUCGUCUCAUUCUCCCGGGACCAGUGGUAUAGAGCCUUCACUUUUAUUCUGACAUUUUUGCUGUAUGCAAGUUUCCACUUAUCUCGAAAGCCUAUCAGCAUAGUUAAGGGUGAGCUGCACAGGUACUGUGCUUCUGCGAGCGAGGGUGAACUCAGGUUCAACAGCCAGAGCCAAAAAGCCAGUGACACGCCCCCUCGCCAGCUCCCAAGCAACGAGACUGACUGCGGCUGGGCCCCAUUCGAUCAGGACAACUACCAGCAGCUGCUCGGGGCCCUGGACUACUCCUUCCUGUGUGCGUACGCCAUCGGCAUGUACCUGAGUGGCAUCAUAGGGGAGCGCCUGCCAAUUAGGUAUUACCUGACUUUCGGGAUGCUGGCCAGUGGCGCCUUCACUGCCCUCUUUGGGUUAGGGUAUUUCUACAGCAUCCACAGUUUCGGAUUCUACGUCGUAACUCAGAUCAUCAACGGACUGGUGCAGACCACCGGCUGGCCCAGCGUCGUCACCUGCCUCAGCAACUGGUUUGGAAAAGGCAGGCGAGGUUUGAUUAUGGGGGUCUGGAAUUCCCACACCUCCGUGGGAAACAUUUUGGGGUCUUUGAUUGCUGGCUACUGGGUGUCCACGUGCUGGGGCCUGUCCUUCAUCGUGCCUGGGGCCAUCGUGGCCGCCAUGGGGAUCGUGUGCUUCCUCUUUCUCAUCGAACAUCCGAAGGACAUCGCCUGCUCAUCCACCCUGGUGGCGCACUCGAAAAGCUAUGAGAAUGGCAUGCACAGGUUUAAACUGCAGAAGCAAGCCUUACCCUCUGAGAAGAAGCCCCUGGACCCGGAGAUGCAGUGCUUACUGCUGUCAGAUGGAAAGCGGUCCGUCCAUCAGAACCACGUUGUCGUCCUCCCGGCCGACGGCGGCAGUGGCAUGGCUGCCAUCAGCUUCACUGGGGCCUUGAAAAUUCCCGGUGUGAUAGAGUUCUCCCUGUGUUUGCUCUUCGCGAAGCUCGUCAGCUACACUUUCCUCUUUUGGCUCCCUCUCUACAUCACAAAUGUCGAUCACCUGGAUGCCAAGAAGGCGGGGGAGCUGUCCACCUUGUUUGACGUGGGCGGGAUCUUCGGUGGGAUCCUGGCAGGCGUCAUCUCAGAUCGACUGAAGAAGAGGGCCUCCACCUGCGGCCUCAUGCUGCUGCUCGCGGCGCCCACGCUCUACGUAUUCUCCACUGUCAGCAAAAUGGGUCUGGAGGCCACCAUAGCCAUGCUGCUGCUCAGUGGGGCCCUGGUCAGUGGGCCGUACGCACUCAUCACCACCGCCGUCUCCGCCGACCUGGGGACUCAUAAAAGUCUGAAAGGAAACUCCCAUGCCCUCUCCACCGUGACCGCCAUCAUCGACGGGACCGGGUCUGUAGGUGCGGCCCUGGGCCCUUUGCUCGCUGGGCUCAUCUCCCCGUCCGGGUGGAACAACGUGUUCUACAUGCUCAUGUUUGCAGACGCCUGUGCCUUACUGUUCCUGAUCCGCCUCAUACACAAGGAGCUGAGCUGCUCAGGGUUGGCGACGGGGGACCAAGUUCCGUUUAAGGAACACUGACCCCUGGGGUCCCAUGGAGGGAGGCUGGGCCCGCCCUUCACAAACUGUCUUUCAAGGGAAAGUUCAAAUAAAGGAUCCUGUGUUGAAAAGAA